GCCUGGAAUGUCGAAGCCUUGUCCAAUCAGAAGUUCACAAAUGUGGGACUUCUCUUUGUGAUCCUCCUAGUCCCUCCGUUUACAGUACAUCUUUCAUUUUUGUUGCUGCCGAAAGACUCCGAAAAGUAGAAACAAGACUAAUUUGACUGAUUCUACAAUUGGCCGCUUGACGGGGAAGCCCACCGCCCCCCCUCUCCCGUCACAAAAUGCCGUUGGUGACGAGGAACAUCGAGCCUCGCCAUGUGUGCCGGCAGGUGCUCCCCAGCACCAUCCGCAGCGAGCUGGAGUGUGUCACCAACAUCAGCCUCGCCAACAUCAUACGCCAGCUAGGCAGCCUCAGUAAGUAUGCAGAGGAUGUGUUUGGAGAGCUGUUUGUGCAAGCGGGGGCGUUUGCUAUCAGGGUGAACUCACUGGGUGAGAGAGUGGACCGUCUACAGGUGAAAGUCACCCAGCUCGACCCUAAAGAGGAGGAGGUCUCUCUGCAGGCCAUCACCCAGAAGAAAGCAUUUCAUAGUAAUCUGACUCAGGACCAGCAGUUAUUCUGUAGACCCUCUUUACCACUGCCUGUACAGGAGACUUAUCUGACCUGUAAUCCUCCUCCACCACUCAACAACCUCAGCCAGUACAGGGACGAUGGGAAGGAUGCUCUGAAGUUCUACACGGACCCGUCUUACUUCUUUGACCUGUGGAAAGAGAAGAUGCUGCAGGACACCAAGGACAUCAUGAAGGAGAGACGCAAACACAGGAAGGAGAAGAAGGACAAUCAAAAUAUGCGGACUCUGAAUCCCAGAAAGAUCAAGACCAGAAAGGAUGAGUGGGAACGACGCAAGAUGGGGGAAGAGUUUGUGGUACCCAAGAACGACAUGGGAGAAUCUCUUGAGGGUCUGAAUGGCAGUAUUGGUUCAGGAGAAGGCUGUUACUCCCCUGAUGGUUUAGACCAGAGUACAGGGUCGUACGCCUUCGAUCCCGGCUCCCCCCUCCCUCCCCCCGCUCCCGAUGACUUCCUGCCCCCUCCACCCCCAGACAUGACGUAUGACGGACAGUACGGAGCACCAACCCAGAAGCGCACCAGCGUUCUGAGCCCCACACACCCUCCUCCAGCCCCUCCCAUGACCUCUUCUGCUUCCAGUGGCUCCCGGCCCAACCUGGCCCCUCCCCCUGCCCCACCUCCCCCUCCCCCCUCUGGCUUGGGAAUCCCUCCCCCUCCCCUCUCUGGAUUUGACUCCUCCUCCCCUGCUCCCCCUCCUCUCUUCUCCUCUGCCUAUCCCUCCCCUCCUGCCCCACCUUCCCCUCUCUCCCAGACCACCAUCUCUCCGCCUCCUCCCCCCUCUCUCCCCCAGGGUGGUGGCGCACCUCCUCCUCCUCCCCCGCCUCCCCCAGGCCCUCCUCCCCCCUCUUCUGGCCUACCUCCCCCCUCCUUCUCCAUUGGGGCUCCCCCUCCUCUCAAACCCACCCAGGUUCAGCCAGAAGCCCCCGCUGACGCUCACAAUGACUUGCUGUCAGCUAUCCGGCAAGGUUUUAACCUUCGUAAAGUGGAGGAACAGCAAGAACAGGAGAAGAAGGAUAACUAUGGCAACGACGUAGCGGCCAUCUUGUCUCGCCGUAUUGCUGUGGAGUGCAGCGACAGCGAAGACGACUCCUCGGAGUUGGACGAUGAUGAUUGGUCCGAGUGAGGCCUCCUUUACCACCACCACCAUCAUCAUGGUCUUCCUCAGUCCUCCUCAGAGAGAAUGCAUCAUGUCCUUUUGUCAUUACUUCUUUAUAACCAAUUAUCUGAGGAGUAGAGGGCCAAAGAGAAGUGUGUCCUCUUCCACACUCCUGUCUAAGCCAGUCACAUUCCCUGUGUGCCAGUCACAUUCCCUGUGUGCCAGUCACAUUCCCUGUGUGCCAGUCACAUUCCCUGUGUGCCAGUCACAUUCCCUGUGUGCCAGUCACAUUCCCUGUGUGCCAGUCACAUUCCCUGUGUGCCAGUCACAUUCCCUGUGUGCCAGUCACAUUCCCUGUGUGCCAGUCACAUUCCCUGUGUGCCAGUCACAUUCCCUGUGUGUUUUAUGUAGAACUUAACUGAGAGCCGAUGACUUCAGUAUGGAGAACGGUCCAAAUAUCAAAAACCCAAUUUUUCCUAAAGGGCACAUGGCCAAAGGUGUGUGUGUGAUAAUGAGAAUUAUACUCAGAUAGCAUAGUAUACCGUAUAGAUAUUGAUCCUUACAUACAUACACAGUCCCAUAAUGGUAUAACUGAUGAACUGUGUUAUGUAUUAAGAAUAAUAUUUUACUUUAUGAUAGUUAUAAGAUGUGCUAAAUAAGACACACCGGAAGUUUUUUUUAAUGCAGUUUUUGUUUUUUUCCCCCUGUCUUUUGCUCUGUUGGCAUGAGAAUGGUUACCUAGGUGACGGAGGGACUCAUUAACAGGUGGGGGGGGUAGAAAUAUAAUGUAUUUAUAUAUAAAUAGGGGGACGUUCAGCUGAACAAAAAUGUCUAAACGUUCUGAUUCAGUUCUGGCUCAAUAAAACCAUGUCCCCAGUCAGUCAAAACAUGCUCUGCCCAAUAAGUGAUCCCUCUCUUGCCCUAGUCCCGCCCCUCCUUAAGUGCCUUUUGCUUUUCAUGUUUAUGUGCGAGGAGGAUGAAGUUACCCUCGGACGCUGAUCUAGGGUCAGGUUUGGUUCCCAUCGCCACAGGAUUGGAUGACGCGUCACUGAUCUUAGAUCUGUGUCUGAGACAACUUGGAUCGUCCUUCUGUUUAAGUGCCUUCUGUUUGUUUUAAAUCCAAAAGUGUAAAGCCACAAUUAGACCUGAAUGUGUUAUUAUCCAACCACCUCUUUCUGCUUGUCUGUCUCAACUUUAUCAGGGAGGAUUAUUACAAUAAUAAAGAUACAAUCAACUACA
Molecule: messenger RNA, 2885 nt
Organism: Salvelinus fontinalis (brook trout)
Lineage: Eukaryota; Metazoa; Chordata; Actinopteri; Salmoniformes; Salmonidae
Product: actin-binding protein WASF2-like
Exons: 9
Coding region: 207-1673 (488 amino acids)
Biological process (GO): positive regulation of Arp2/3 complex-mediated actin nucleation; actin cytoskeleton organization
Cellular component (GO): cytoskeleton
Molecular function (GO): protein kinase A regulatory subunit binding; Arp2/3 complex binding; actin binding
Source: RefSeq, a predicted model, not a curated record